UCAGACAGAGAAGUACAUGAUGAAACUUCAUAUGCAAGAGCGAGCAAUAGAGGAGGUCAAAUUGGCCAUAAAACCCUUCUACCAGAAAAGAGACAUCACGAAGGAAGAGUACAAAGAGAUUUUGCGCAAAGCCGUUCAGAAGGUGUGUCAUAGCAAGAGCGGGGAGAUUAACCCGGUGAAAGUAGCCAACCUGGUCAAAGCCUAUGUGGAUAAGUAUAAACAUGCAAGAAAACACAAGAAAGAGGAAACUGGGCAAAUCCAACAGGCAGAUGCCCCGAAAGACUCCCAAACUCCAAUGUAAGCCCGAGGGUAAUGGCUACAUGCUUUCCAGACGGUAUCUUAUAUAUAAUGGUGAUCAACAGUAGAUUUGGAUGUUUUUUUUUUAAUCUGUGCAUUUCUAUAAUGACAUGGGAAACUCUUAAGGGCUGAAUAUCUUGUCAUCAGUUAUCAAAUUAACCUUUUUGAAUGUUUGUAUGUUUUCUUUUGAAUAUAAAGAUCGUUUGGAAGUGUCCAGAUACAGAAUGGGUUGAAAAUCUUUACGUUUGCCACUGUUCAAAACAGCACCCUCUUCAAGAGGGUGUUGAAUACUAUGCUGUUUUAAGCUGAUGAUCCAACAGGAAGCUUAAGUUGUCAGAAAGGCUCUUGCAUUGUCAGACACACGUUUGUGUGUAUGUAUACGUCAUAUAUAUACACACACAAUACUCUUGAACCUGUCGUUCCACCAUGAAUAAUUGACACUGGAGAGCAUAGUAAUUGUUUUGUGGUUAAUGAGAAUAUAAGCAUUAUGUUGAGGAACAAGGUGCAGAAGAUACUCUGGGACGUUCUGUGAUCUCUCAGAAAACUCAAGAGUAUUUAUUAAAAUAUCUUUCUGAUAUCCAGUCAUUAUGAGACUCAAUUUGGUUCUUUAAAAUCUUUUUGUGAACUAAUAUAGGUGAAACAGGAAAACUUGCAGUAGACCUCACCCUCAUUGAAAUGCUUUUGUUGUAAAUAGAGAAAUAAUAAGGUUCUCUCAUGGCACACGUGAACGGCUGUAAUUGAUCUGUUCGGUUGAAAUGUGACCGUUUUCAUUUUAAAAGCUGCCGGCUGAAUGUUUGCCAGUUGUUUUUCCUGAUUGCUAUUGCUUUCUUUUUUCUGUUUGUGGACGACAUGCUUACAAAUGACAUUCAGCCUAUAAAAUAAUGAACCAUUUCUUUAUGCACUUCUAAAGUUUCAAUGAGAAGUAUUAAUUAGAAAAGUUGAUAGCUAAAAGUGUAUUUCAAAACAGUUUUUUUCUGAACCCUUUUCACUAAUUGUCAUUUUAAUAGCUUGAAAAAUGUUUGUAAGAUUUCUGAAUUGAUCAUGUAACUUGAGUUGCAUCUCACGGUGAGGCGUGCAGAACGUUUGGCCUGUUUUCCUGUGGCAAAUCGCAUCGAGUUGAUUCAUUUCCAGACUUGAGAGAGAUUAUUCUGAUCUCUUAACCUGAGUGAACUUUAUCAUAUGAAUCCAAGCAGUCACAGAAUACAUAAUUCGUGAUGUGAGUUGUGGCUUCCAUAUUGCUGUCUUUGUAAAUAAUUUUAUUAAACACUUUAUUUAAUAAAAAUUUAAAAGAAAAUCCUUUGGCACAUUUCCUAAGGGGGUAUGUUUUUGUUACUGUCCAAAAAUGGGUGAAUAUUGAGUGAUAAAUGUACAAUAAAUAAUGCAUUCUGGAAAUAAUGUUUAGU
Messenger RNA from Sinocyclocheilus grahami, 1700 nucleotides. RefSeq names its product PHD and RING finger domain-containing protein 1-like. The coding region runs from base 17 to 301 and encodes 94 amino acids. NCBI's taxonomy places the organism in Eukaryota, Metazoa, Chordata, Actinopteri, Cypriniformes, Cyprinidae. Gene Ontology annotation, biological process: spliceosomal complex assembly. The transcript has 3 exons. The record is from RefSeq and is a predicted model, not a curated record. Gene Ontology annotation, molecular function: RNA binding.